This is a messenger RNA of Anopheles aquasalis, 1221 nucleotides long. RefSeq lists its product as uncharacterized. The record is from RefSeq and is a predicted model, not a curated record. NCBI's taxonomy places the organism in Eukaryota, Metazoa, Arthropoda, Insecta, Diptera, Culicidae.
GGCUUAAAUGGUUUUCACGCAAUCUAAUUGACAACCAGGACACUCAAUUGGUAUGGAAUGCUAUCCAUCCCAAAAUCACGGUCAAUCUGCAUUCGCUGGAGCUAGAUGGUAGGCCGCGUUCGUUAGCUUUGAUAGCUGGUGAGCUGCCGUCGAUGAAACAGCUUCGUUCGCUCGAACUACUUCCAUGCUUUUACCACUAUAACCUAGAAAAUCCAAUAAUUCUCCGUAGCAACUCAGUGAACCAUCUGAAAGCCACAACGACCAUCAAGAUCCGGGUGGAAAUGCCAAAGCUGCAAAGUUUUGAGGGUAGUUUGUCUUCACUAGAUCGACCAGACGAGAAUCCGGCAUCACUUACGCUGUCUGAGCUCAAACAUCUUAUUCUUUGCGACGAAUCAGAUCUAAUUUCGAUAACUACCGUUCAAUCCAUUUUUCAACGAUUAACUAACCUAGAGACAAUCAAAUUGGAUUAUGAUUCUUUUGACGAUGAGUUCUUCGAUGUAUUAUGUGACAACUGUACAUCACUUCGAGAACUUACAAUAAGUCCUAAUGAUUCUGGGCCUCAGAACGAUUGCAGCAUGAUCCGCUUGGAUUUAACGAAAUUAACCAAACUAACCAAGCUAGCGCUGGAAAACAGUUUACUCGAUACUGUAAAUCUGCCCAAAUCGAUCAGAAAACUUAAGAUAUGUUUAAGUUUUUACAACCAGCAUGAAAUGAUUCAAACUCUCAUUGAUAGCAGUAAGAGUUUAGAAGAACUACAGGUCGUGUUUUUUAAAGCAUAUGAAGAGACAGUCAGCUUGUUGGAGACUUUGUCGGUUCUACAGCGUCUGGAAGUACUCGUGUUCUAUGGUGCACGUUUCGAAGAAUCAAGUUUCCUUCACAUUAAUGCUCCCCUGGAACGGGUGCGUCAGCUGCGGUUCGUCGGAUGCAAAUUAUCAACGAAAAGUUUUCUCGGGAUCCAGGAAAAGUUCCCCAACUUAAAAAAGCUUCAAUUUAUAUCUUGUUAAAAUCGUAUUAUAAUAUGUUAGAGAUCUCGAAACAAUCAUUUAGAAAGAAGAUACGAAUUAUACAAUGAAAUUUAUCAGCCGAUACCAACCUAGGUCUUAUUUUCUAGUAUCGGAUUCAUAGUUGAAUUUUGUUGAAUAUUUUCCUCACUUAGUAUUUUCAAGCAUCAUCACCAUGGAGUAAAUCAUCUUAUGAACCUAAAACGAAUAGAAAUGUAAC